AUGGGCUUGGAAACUCGGGAUGAAAAGGGGGUUUCUUCUUUGCAUUUCGUUUGUAGGACGUGGAAUGUAUCGAAUCAUCCAAAGGAAGCAUCGGUCAUUGGCGGAUGUGGGAUGUGGGAGGAGAAGCGGGUGCUUGUAUCUGCAGGUGCAGCGCAAGCCGCAAAUGCAAGGGAUGCAGUUCCAAGCGAGUGCAUAUCAAGCGCAAGUGCAACUUUUUCAAGUUCCAUGGGCCAUGGCAUCGUGAGGUACAAGGUUUCCAAGUGCCCGGACCGAGAGAACCGGACUCGAUUUGCAAUUGACCAGUUGACACCAUCUCAAGUUGAGUUCCACUCUUCAGGUGUGCGCUCUGUGAUAGUCGGCCAGUGUGAAGGUAUUGCGCAAGUUAGUGUGAUGAAUACCUCGCUCUCAGAGUCGCAACCCAUCAUGGGAAUGUCGUGGCCUUCCAACAGAGCCAGGAGACGGAGGGAAUCCAGAGCCAGAGUGAAUUGGUUGGAUUGUUGCAAACGCGCUACGCCGAUUUGA
Messenger RNA from Colletotrichum godetiae, 522 nucleotides. RefSeq lists its product as uncharacterized. Lineage: Eukaryota; Fungi; Ascomycota; Sordariomycetes; Glomerellales; Glomerellaceae. The coding region runs from base 1 to 522 and encodes 173 amino acids. The record is from RefSeq and is a predicted model, not a curated record. The transcript has a single exon.